Messenger RNA from Nipponia nippon (crested ibis), 2277 nucleotides. The record is from RefSeq and is a predicted model, not a curated record. Lineage: Eukaryota; Metazoa; Chordata; Aves; Pelecaniformes; Threskiornithidae.
AUGCCGCCCGGGACUCUCCAGAAAUCUUGGGACCCUCGUACUCUGUAUCUAUCUGAUGCCUCCCGCCUGGCUGCCGGUACCUCGGCUCUUCUGCAGAAGCAGUGGGUCUUCAUCUGUGGCAAGCUCUCUGACCCAGGGCAGCUUUUGAAGCUGGAAACCCAGCAGCCAGCCAAUCGAGGCUCCCCUUACAUUGGGAGCCUGGAUGUGCCGCGGCCAAACAGCCGAGUGGAGAUCGUGACAGCCAUGCGGCGGAUCAGGUACGAGUUUAAAGCCAAGAACAUCAAGAAGAAGAAAGUGAGUCUCAUUGUGUCAGUGGAUGGUGUGAAGGUCAUUCUGAAGAAGAAGAAGAAGAAAAAAGAAUGGGCCUGGGACGAGAACAAAAUGCUCGUCAUGCACGAUCCCAUCUACAGGAUAUUCUAUGUGUCGCACGACUCCCAGGACCUAAAGAUCUUCAGCUACAUUGCCAGGGAUGGGUCUAGCAAUGUCUUCAGGUGCAACGUCUUCAAAUCCAAGAAGAAGAGCCAAGCCAUGCGCAUUGUCCGGACUGUGGGGCAGGCAUUCGAGGUCUGCCACAAGCUGAGCCUGCAGCACACCCAGCAGAAUGCAGACGGGCAGGAGGAUGGAGACAGUGAGAGGAACGGGGAUGACCUGGACGUCCCAGCCUGCCGCCUCGCUGGUGUGGAGAGGGCAGCCGCCUCGGCAGAGGAGACGGACAUUGAUGCCGUGGAGCUGCCGCUGCCCGGAGCCGACAUCCUGGACUUCAGCCGCGGCGUGACCGACCUCGAUGCCGUGGGCAAGGAGGCAAGCGCCUAUGCCGAUGCCAAGGGCUGCCUCCACCCUGAAGAUAUCCUGACAGCGUCGCCCAAGAUGCUGCUGCCCUCGUCUGCCCAACUGCCUGACCUGGGAACACCCCUCUCUGCCCACCACCAAAUGCAGCUUCUCCAGCAGCUCCUGCAGCAGCAGCAGCAGCAGACACAAGUGGCUGUGGCACAGGUCCACUUGCUGAAGGACCAGCUGGCCGCGGAGGCGGCGGCGCGGCUGGAGGCCCAGGCUCGUGUGCACCAGCUCCUGCUCCAGAACAAGGACUUGCUGCAGCACAUCUCGCUCCUGGUCAAACAGGUGCAGGAGCUGGAGCUGAAGCUGGCGGGGAACACCACUACAGGCUCCCAGGACAGUCUGCUGGAGAUCACAUUCCGCUCCAACGUCCUCCCUGUCCUCUGCGACCCGACCACCCCGCAGCCCGAGGACACCCACCCGCCACCACUGGGCCCCAGCUCAGGCUUCCCCAGCGCCCUGGGCAGCCCCAUAGGUAGGAACGACUGUCUGGUGAAGCUGGAGUGUUACCGCUUUCUGCCGGACUCGGGGCCGCCCGCCCCAGAGCCGGCGCUGGGCAGCCUGGAGCUCAUCAAGUUCCGCGAGUCGGGCAUUGCCUCCGAGUACGAGUCCAACACGGACGAGAGCGAGGAGCGUGACUCCUGGUCCCAGGAGGAACCGCCGCACCUGCUCCACGUCCAGCCCAGGCAGGACCUGGGUGACAGCCUGGAGGAUGAGAUCGCGGCCCUCACUGUGCCGCAGGAGGCUGAGCGGUGCCGCGGCCAUGCCCAGGAGCCCUCCCGCCCCGCCGGCAGCCAGCACCUCCGCAACCUGGGCAAGGCCGUGGGGGCGAAGGUGAACGACCUCCUGCGCCGCAAGGAGCCGGCCGGCCUCCCCAGCGUGGGGGUGAUGGAGGUGAACGCCAGCGCCGGGGCCAUGCUGGGCACAGGACAGCCAGCCAGCGAGGACGGGGCUGUGGGGCUGGACACCUUCCCCCGGCUGGACCCCCCGCCCCCUGUCACCAAGAAGCGGACGCCACGUGCCCUGAAGACCCCGCAGGACAUGCUCAUUGCGCCGCAGCCGGGAGGGACCAGCCCAAGGAGCAGCACGGAGGAGCCCCCCGAACUGCCCGCAGCCCACCCCGACCCCACAGAGGAGUGGCCAGGGACCAGGGACCCAUCCCCUCCAGAAUGCCCUGGGGUCCCCAGCAUGACUGGCACCCCAGAGCCGAGUGGGGAGCAGCCCACCACUGCCCUCCCCGUGCCCGACCUCAUCCAUAAGGGCAGCCUGGAGAGCCAGUGGCGAGCGGGCGAGAGGGCUACUGAGACCUCAGCCUGCACAGAGAAGCCCUCCCGGAGACCAGGGCUGGAGCACGAGCCGCCGGGGAGCACAGGGAGGCCAGAGCCAUGCACCCCUGGCCGGGAGGUGGAGGGGCCUCAUCCCGACCUGCUGUCCUUCGAGUAG